GGUUCCAUCUUGCUUCUCGCGUAUUUACUUUGCUACCCUCAGCAGUACGCUUUGCGCUCUCUCGUGCGAGAGUAGGAAACUCCAACUUGUACGCCCUGCUUGUACGCGAGUGAGAGAGAAAGAGAGAGAAGGCAUGCUUCGCCGGUGAGUCGGCUUCCAGCACAACGACGACGCGCCACCACCCCUCGACGUGCACAGCCGCGUCAACAACGGCCGUUUUGCCGCUUCUGCCAGUGCUUCAGCGGCGUGUACAAUCUGCCGGCCAGCAUCCCAGCGCUGUGGGACGUGAAAACGAACGAAACUGAACCUUGUGUGCCAUGGCUCAAGUCAUCUUCUUCGUUGCUGCGCUGGUGUCUCUAGGUUCCUGUCAGCAGAGUCCUGUGAUAUCAUACAUCAGCAAAGAAAUGGUGGUCGGUAUAGGAGACACAGUGGACCUACAGUGUUCUGUGCAGUAUGCUGAGGCGUACCCUAUAAUCUGGGUGAAGAUCAAUGAACGGGAUCCAAGCAACAACCUGUUUAUAUCAUCUGGGAGCAAGGCCAUUGUGCCAGAUCAGAGGUUCUCCAUUCGGCAUGAUGAAGGCAGCAACACAUACACACUACAGAUCACCAAGCUACAGGAAACAGACUCUGGCCUCUACCAGUGCCAAAUUAUCCUGGGACCCACGAGCAAGCUCAGCUCAAAUGUCUACGUUCAUGUCAGAGUGCCUCCGAUUAUAUCGGACAACAGCACAAGGUCUGUGAUAGCCAGCACAGGCCAGAACAUCACUUUGGAGUGCUAUGCUACGGGUCACCCUACGCCGCACAUAUCCUGGCGCCGGGAGAACAAUGACCUGCUGCCCACAGGUGGUGCUGUUUAUCGGGGAAACAUCCUCAGCAUUUUCAACGUCAGCAAGAACGACCGGGGAACAUACUACUGCAUCGCUGACAAUGGUGUCGGCAACGGGGCUCGUAGAAACAUUGGUGUUGAAGUGGAAUUUGCACCAGUGGUCUCUGUGGACCGCCCGAGGUAUGGCCAGGCACUUCAAAACCCUAUGGACCUGUUGUGCCACAUCGAAGCCUUUCCAUCACCGUCCAUCGUGUGGCUUAAGGAUGGUUACCAGCUGAAUGACAAUCAGUACUACCAGAUUUCCAUCUUUUCAACGGCCGAUGAGUUCACCGACUCCACUCUGCGCAUAAUUGCCAUUGAGAAGAAGCAGUACGGAAACUAUACAUGCAAGGCACUAAACAAGUUGGGCUCUGAUGAGAAGAUCAUCGAGUUAUAUGAAACUGUGAACGUGAUCUGCCCGCCAGCGUGUGACAAAUCGUACCAGUCUGGUUCCUCGCAUUUGCAGAGCUCUUUCGCUUGCUUCUUGGUCAUGCUUUUAAUGAUACUUGCCAUUAUGAUGAACAAGCAAUGAGCAUCAUGACCUUAUAUUGAUAUUUUUGUGAAGAAAAAAUGAGCCAUUUUUAUGAACAAGAAGAUUUAGUAUUCUUGAGAGUCCAUGUCAAGUUUUUUUUAAGUGAUGUCUCACAAACGAAAAGAAAGAUUACAGCAGUUUUUAAAUUUUGAAGUAUACGUGUACAGCAAACUUUUCAAAAUGUUACUUCUCAGCUGCUGUUAUGCAGACCCAAAUGUAUAACAGGCACAUUGCUCACCAUUUUUGUGUAUUUUUAACUACUUAACUUGGAUGUAAGUCUCUUACAUGCCUUGUGACAACACAUGUGAGCUGUGGCUAAUCAGCAUAUCAUAAAAGCAGGAACACUCUCUGCUAAUGUGCAUAGUGUGCUAUGCUCUCAACAAAGCAGUAAGGGAGUGCGUGCCAUAAAAAGCCAAUCAUAAGGAAUUGACAGCAUGAGCUGACUUUCUUUUCUGCCAGGUAUUAUUCACUGUAUUGCUACAUUCACUGGACAAUAUAUUUCUACUUCUGGUCAUGGUCCAAAUAAAGAUGAUGAGUUCGCUGCACAUUGUUAGGCUUUGCUUUUAGACACGUUUUCAUUACAAGAACAAUGUUCUGUAUCAUAUAAGAUUAGUCAACUGCGCUUUUACAACUCUAUUAGCUCAGCAACCACCAAUAAUAGCAGGAUGUCUAGUUUAAGAAUAUGGAAAUAGUACAUUUAACCGAUGCUAUACUAGCCCUCACCAUCGGAUUAAACACUGAAAGCAUGUAAUGAAGUUCUUUUAGAACAGAGCUUAGAAAUCAUUACAGCAAGAAGUGGUACCCAAAAUAUCUUCGUGUUUCAUAUUGUCAAAUGGCCCUAUUGAAGGCAUUAAUGCUAUUUUUACAAGCUUACAUGAGCUAGGAAUAAUAAAAGUAUGUCAACAUAAAUAAACUUCAAUCUUUUUUUAUAUUGCAGCUUUCUCAGGUAAAAGUUAACGAUUGCAAUGGGGUUUAGUACAUUGAAUAUUCAGAUGCUUGAAGAGCUGUGAUAACAAAGCAUUCUGUGUUUUCUGAUUUACUUUUGUGAAACUUUCACCACUGCCCCUCUUGGAAACAAAUACCCAGUGUGAAAGAUGAAACGUUGGUAGUUACGUGUUUUUAGUACUUCAGAUUGUUUUGUGGAAUGACACUUAGAAACUGUCUUUGAGAUGCUUUACUUUAGAGCAGAGUGCAGCAUUGGCAUGAGUGCAUGAAAGAAAAACAUCAGCAAAAAUGUUUUAUAAAGUUAAUAUCGCCGAUUUACUUGACUAUCAGGCUAAAUGCUUCAGCCAUAUCAUAAAAAUGUGCGAUAAAAUUGUUCGCUAAAAUACUUUUGAUGCUUACUUAAAUCAUACCGCUCCUUUCUGCCAGCAGUUGUUUUGAUCAGUGUCCAUUUCUUCCUCCUAAAGCCAGCCAUAUGUAUAGUUUCUUAUCUUUUCGGUGAAGAUGUUUGUCAAACAUGUACAUGAUAUUUCUUGAAAUUAUUGAUGUACAUAACAUAUUACUUAUUUCAGUUCUCACAUGAUUAAACAUGUGAAAUACCUUCGUAAGCAAAAAUACAAUAUUGAAAUUCUUCUCACAUCUUGUCUAUAAACCUUCUGUAUAUAUUUAAAAAGCUUGAAUUCAGCAUGUCCUUACAUCAGCAGGUUAGUUGGAGCAUGCAGGAGAACAUUCACAAGUGCUCAUAAACUGAAACAUACCAAAAGUUUUGUUCUGUUUAUAUUAACAAUGAAUCCCCCCCCCAAACUAUAUUUGUGCUAACCAUGUAGAGGUGUGUAAACAUAUGUUAUGCACAGGUAGUCAAUUGAAAAUGAACAGCACAGUACAAGAAGUAAAAUUAAAAGAAAUAUUGAUUGCAUUUCGAGAAGUUUUUGAGUCAGUACCUUUUUCUGUAACAUACAACAAUAAUUAUAUCCUAAUGUCUAAAGUGUAAGGAAGUAUGUUGUGUUUAUUACAAGUUUAAAUGGAGCAUUGUGAACAAAUAAGCAUGUUGUCCUUGAGAUUGCGAAAGGUUAAUGCUUGAACAGAAUAUGCUGAAAUGUGGGAAGAUGAUUAACGUGUUCCAUUACUCAAGUUUGCAUGGUUUAAAUUUACACAUAAGGUUUCCGGGAUAAAGUUUUUUUCAGUUUGCUGUAAUUGUACGUGUAAACGGGGUGACGAGAUGAUUUAAUUAUGAAAUAUAUGUUAGUAUUGUUUGUAUGACCAUUCAAUGACCACAAAAUGAAGCUUAUUUUUCUGUGUUUUUAGAGACUUACCAUAAGAUUGUGUAAUAUAGAAGAAGAGAGCACGAGGUUGAGAAAUUUGUGUUCAUGAAACACAUUGUGUUUUGCCAAGACUGCCUAUUAGCUGCUUUUCGUGCUUGUGCUCGCAGCACACAUGCGUGUCACAGCUAAAGCUAAGCCGAUUGGCUCACAGAAGCCUGAUGAAAGGAAUGGGUUCAUCAGAACUAUUUAGUCUAAGAGCACUGUUAUAAGUAUUUCUAAAUUUGCUGUCUUUGCCACGUCCUCAGAUGUUGUGUCAAACAAGCUUCCUAAAUAUUACAAGUUCUCGACUGGCAAGCAUUUUCACGAGUUCCAAUACAUAAAGCAAUAAUAUGCUUAGUAGCCAUAACUGUUGUGGCAGAUGGAGAAAUGUUUAAAAGGUACUACGGCCUGCUGAUGGUGGCUAAACAUUGCAGAGUUGCAGCAACCGCCUUUUAUUCACAUGCUGCGACAUUGUGAAAGUGUUCCUUAUUUUGUGACUUGUUAUAUGAAGCCUUUCAUUGCAAUUGAUUGGAAACUGAUUUAUUUCAGGACUGAGAUGUUAUAUCUUCCACAGAACAGGAUGCACAGGCGGUGUAUAUAUAUAGUGUAGGGAGUCUCUGGAAUAAUGCUUAAUCUGUUUUAUUUUAUUUAGUUAAAAUAUAGAAAUUGGUUCUCAUGAUCCUAUACUUAUGUCAUAAGAGUGAUAACAGACAUUCAUGUUUGUAUUGCUUUCAAAUAAAGUACACUCAAACCUCGAUAUAACAAAACCUAUUAUAACGAACUAUUGGUUAUAACGAAGUAAAUGAAAAAUAGGUCAGUCACAGAUACAGCAGUGCAAAUAUGUGUUUAUAACAAAUUUUCAGAUAAAGUAUUUUCAUAACAGGUGUGAUUUUGUUAUAAUGAGGUUUGAAUGUAUUUUCAAAUUUUCACUGUUUUAUUCAUGUUAAAACUUUGUUCUGUUCAAAUGACUCACCCCGACUCUGGCUUACGUUGUCCUCUCAAUCAGAUUUCUUGGACAUGUAUAAUCUGGAAAAUCUCAUUUUUGCAUGCUGUAUAUACACAUCAGCGUGGUACCAGAGGUGCCACAUUUCAUUCAUGUAUUCAUUCAAAUAUGUCCCAAUGUGGAAAUCAACUGGCUGUGUAGAGGAGCCUGCCACGUGGCUUUUACAGGUGAAGCAAAGCACGCUUGAACAGACGACAAUUGACAAAAUAAUCUUUAAUCGAUUCCUUUAACAUCUGCAAAACAUUGGAAUAGAGUGUGGCCAUUCCUUAAUACUAGCAGAGCUAUCUACUUCAACAGUACCACUAAAAUUGAAGAUUUGAGACAAGGAGACACUACCUUCAUAGUACUACAAUUUUUUCUGAUUUAAGGCAUGUUCCUUCGUACACUGUACUUCAUAGAGCAAAUUAAAUGUAUCUGUUAAAAUGUCUAGACUUGUGCAAGUCUAUCACAGACCAUGGUGAAUUUGGGGACACAGAGCAUUGAGCACAAAUAUCUAUUUUUGUUUGGUCAAGUAUUACAUAGUGGGCAUUUUGAAUGCAUUACAGCUCUAUAUAUUUGAUGUGUAGUAAAAAGAUUAGAAAUAAAAAGGCAGAGUAGUUGUCUAAACUUUUUUCAACUUUAUGCCCUACCUAGGAGUAGAUGCUGGGGAAGUAAGAGCGUAGACAGAGGUGAAUGGUAUAGUUUAGGGUGGUUAAAAUGAGGGAGGAAUCGGAAAAAAUAUGUGCCCUUCAAUGAUAUUCACUUGUCUGCGAGCUCAGAGUUCCCGUUGUCUCCUUUUCCCAAAUUAUAGCGUCACACUCUUCCCGCGUGUUGUCAAACUUCUCCAUAAAAGCCAAUGGCUGCUACCCUCUAACACUGCUUAAAAACUGGUCAGUGAUCAACUGCUUGUAUUUUCUCACAACAAGCUGUGGAAGGCGUAUAUUUUUGUACUGUCUAGAUUGACGACUAAGACGACCGCAGUGCGGUUUCGACAUGAGUGUGUGGCAUUUUGUUUUACUUGGAAUAAACUUUUCUCAUUCUAUUUUAGUA
This is a messenger RNA of Rhipicephalus microplus (southern cattle tick), 5672 nucleotides long. Its product is annotated as septate junction protein lachesin. Lineage: Eukaryota; Metazoa; Arthropoda; Arachnida; Ixodida; Ixodidae. Gene Ontology annotation, cellular component: neuron projection. The record is from RefSeq and is a predicted model, not a curated record.